CACCACGUUUUACAGCAAAGCAUUCUGGGACGAAGAAGGUGUCGUUGUAGUCUUGUGAGAAGUCCUUGGACGUGAGAUGAAUAUUUUUGGCUUACAAUUUCUCCACUAGCUUUUUGCAAGCCUUCUACUGGCAAUACAGUAAACAAACGAGAGCGAUUCGUGUAUGCGCACUGAGUAGAUAUGGGAGCCGAUAAAAGGAUUAGUCGAACAGAGCGCAGCGGCAGGUAUGGUUCUGAGCAGCCCCGUGAUGAAUCAGAAUGGCGUGAGAGACGAGAGAGGGACCAAGACCGAGAUCAUAAUAUGCGCCGCUGGGGCGAAGAGAGACGUAGUGAUCGCUUUGAAGGGGACCGACGAGGAUCAAGAGACAGUCCAGAGCAAAGAGAAAGAAAACGUCGUAACAGUGAUAGAUCUGAAGAUGGUUAUCACUCAGACGGCGACUACCCAGAACAGGACUACAGAAGGGAGCCUGGGGAAGAGAAGAAAAGCAAGACCAUAAUGCUCUGGGGUCUGUCUCCUCAUGUCACUGAGGAUGAUAUUUGUUUUGCCAUUGAUCAACUGGAGGGGCCUCAGCCAGUGGAUGUCAGGCUGAUGAAAAAGAAAACAGGUAUAAGCCGUGGUUUCGCCUUCGUGGACUUUUAUCACUUGCAAGAUGCUACCCGAUGGAUGGAGACCAAUCAGAAACGCCUGACCAUCCAAGGCAAAACAGUGGACAUGCACUACAGUCACCCCAGAAACAAGUAUGAAGACUGGCUCUGCAACACUUGUGGCCUGUACAAUUUCCGGAGGAGGCUGAAGUGCUUCAGGUGUGGAGCAGCCAAAGCUGAAAGUGAAAACAGCAAUAAUCCUGGAGCUUCUGAAACUCAACCCACCGCAGAUUUCUAUGGCGACACAAUCAUCCUGAGAAAUAUUGCCCCUUUGACCACUGUGGAAGCCAUCAUGACGGCUCUGGCACCAUACGCUAAUCUAUCAUCAAACAACAUCCGCCUCAUCAAGGACAAGCAGACAGGCCAGAACAGAGGCUUUGCCUUCGUGCAGCUCUCCUCUCCUCUGGAGGCCUCCCAGCUGUUAACCAUCUUACAGGGCCUUCAGCCACCUCUUAAACUGGAUGGAAAAACAAUUGGGGUGGAUUAUGCUAAGAGUGCAAGGAAGGACCUUAUCCUACCUGACGGCAAUCGUGUCAGUGCCUUCUCUGUUGCCAGCACAGCCAUCGCUGCUGCCCAGUGGUCCUCCAGUCAGCCCCAGCAGAGCUCAGAGGGAAUGUCGGAGUACAGUUACUUGCAAGAGGGCUACACUCCAAUGUCUCAGGACUUUCAGAAUUACUACCAGCAAGGAGCUACAGCCAGCACCUCUCAGGGAAAUGGGAUUCUAGGAGCUGCCCCAGGUGUAAAGAUUCUUCCAACUGCAGCUGGAGUUGUCAUCUCACAGAGUGCACAAGUCUACCAACCACAUAUAAUUGUGCAGCCUGCAGUUCAGGGUUUGCCACUUGCCCAGCAGUUGGAGGCGAAACCCCACACAGGACAUCUGUCAGGCAUCGAAGCUGUGUCAAUGCCCGUUGCUACUGUAGCUGCUGCCACGGUUACCACUGCUGGCACACUGGCAGACUCACAACAGACAGCUGACACCAGCACUGCUCCUGAUACAUCCACCUAUCACUACGAUGAGUCCUCUGGCUACUAUUAUGAUCCUCAAACUGGCCUCUACUACGACCCAAACACUCAAUAUUACUACAACUCCCAGACCCAGCAGUAUCUGUACUGGGAUAAUGAGAAGCAGACAUAUGUGCCCGCUGCUACGGACACACCUGCUGGACAAGGUGAUAACACCAGCAGCAAUGCAAGCAGCAAAGAAGGCAAAGAGAAGAAGGAAAAGCCCAAAAGCAAGACUGCUCAGCAGAUUGCUAAAGACAUGGAGCGAUGGGCUAAAACUCUCAACAAGCAGAAAGAGAACUUCAAGAGCAGCUUUCAGCCUAUUAGUCAAGAAGAGAGGAAAGAGGCAGCAGCUGCUGAUGCUGGCUUCAUACUGUUUGAGAAGAAGGCAGGAGGCCUUGAGAGACUCAUACCAGAUGUGCUGAGGGGCCCUGAGGAGGAGCCAACAACCAGCUCAGCUAACUCUUCCAAGCUUGGCCUUGUGGCAGCCUACAGUGGAGACAGUGACCCUGAGGAGGGUGGAGCAGAGCCUGAUGGAGGUGAUGCAGUCCAGAACAAGCUGACGGACUGGACAAAGUUGGCCUGCCUGCUGUGUAGAAGACAGUUUCCCAACAAAGAGAGUCUUCUUCGACAUCAGCAACUCUCUGACCUCCACAAGUUCAUGUUUUUUUUUCUAGAAAACCUGGAGGUUCUCCGCAGAUCCAAAAUGAGCGAAGCAGAGCUGGAAGAGUUGGAGAGAAAAGAGACUGAGUUGAAAUAUAGAGACAGGGCAGCAGAGAGGAGAGAAAAGUAUGGCAUCCCUGAACCUCCUGCACCCAAAAAGAAGAAAUUCAGCCAACAACCUACACCAGCCGUAAACUAUGAACAGCCAACCAAAGACGGUCUUAACAGUGACAAUAUCGGAAACAAAAUGCUGCAGGCCAUGGGAUGGAAGGAGGGUAAAGGUCUUGGGCGUAACCAACAGGGCAUCACUACCCCAAUUGAGGCCCAUUUGAGAACAAAAGGAGCUGGACUUGGCACAAAAGGCACCAACUACACCCUCUCUGCGUCAGACACGUACAAAGACGCAGUUCGUAAAGCCAUGUUCGCCCGUUUCACUGAAUUGGAAUGAGUCUACUCUGAAGCUCAAAUGAUUUUUUAAUUCGGCCUGCAGAUGAUUUGCUUUUUUUGAGGUGUGGGUAUUCUACAUCUGCAUCUACCAUGGCAAAUGAACUGGCUUGGAAGCAAUAGAAAGGUUAUCCUGUAAUGAUUUCUCUCCAUGUAUGAUACACGAUCGCCUCUAUGUCAUAACAGUUCAACCAGACGGCAGUAAAAAAUCUGCAAAGAAGCUGAAUUAAAAUAGUGAACAAUAUAAUUUAUAAAUUGUAAAUAAGCACAGUGAAUCUGCUUCUUUAUUCAUUUCUUCUUUGUUAAUAUUUUUUGUCUCAGCAUGUGAAAAAGAUUGUACAGUUUAUACAAAAAGAUCCUCUGUUUGUACAGAAAAUAAAGGACAGAAGUGAUAUACAA
Notolabrus celidotus (New Zealand spotty) is the source of this 3152-nucleotide messenger RNA. RefSeq names its product RNA-binding protein 5-B-like. Gene Ontology annotation, molecular function: RNA binding. The coding region runs from base 181 to 2757 and encodes 858 amino acids. Gene Ontology annotation, biological process: mRNA splicing, via spliceosome. The transcript has 25 exons. Gene Ontology annotation, cellular component: nucleus. Lineage: Eukaryota; Metazoa; Chordata; Actinopteri; Labriformes; Labridae. The record is from RefSeq and is a predicted model, not a curated record.